GUAGUGGCUGCUGCAUGAUGCUCAUCGAGCAAUAAAAUGCGCGUCGGACACCAGGGUUUUGGCUGAUGAGAAGAGGGCACCUGUCUGAGCUUUCCGAGGAUUUCAUUUUGCGAACAGACAGGGAUUGAGGACAGUUCACACGCGCAAGGCGCAAAAUGAGGCGAUUUGUUUUAAUAUAUAUUUUGCUCGUUGCGGAUUUUCACCCAGUCCUCAAUUCACCGAUUCUUGGAUCUAAAAAUAAUCCCAGACUUGUCAUCAAAGAUAUACUCAGUGGGGGGUUCAAAUACCAAGUCCAUCAGAACCACAGUGUGUUCUUCUACCAAGAGGACUCUGAGGAGAUGUAUGUUGGAGGGACUGAUUUUGUCUUGAAACUUGAUGCAGAUGACUAUCAUGUUAUAGAGAAAUUUUCUCUGAAAACCCCGGGGCAACAGCAGUGCAAAGAGGGCCAAUGCGAAAAUGUCAUCACAGUGAUCGAGAAGUUUCAAGACAGUCUCUUUGUCUGUGGCACAAAUGGACACAAACCACAGUGUUGGAAGCUGUUUUCUUCGGUGAACAACCAGUCAAAUGAAAUCGUGGAGAGCUAUGAGGGGACGGGCAUCUCUCCAUUUGUGUACACGCAUAACUCCAUCUCCCUCACAGUAGAGGGGGAUCUAUAUUCAGCAGCGCCUUUGGAUACAGAUGGAAGCUCAUUACAAUUCAGAAGGAAAGCUGGCAGCAGAACGAAUGUGUGGAUGUAUGACAACUGGGUCUCAGAGCCCACCUUCAUCUCUGCGUCCUGGGUGAGGCGGAGAGACGACCCUGACAACGAGAAAAUCUACAUUUUUUUCCGUGAAAAGAACUCCGAUAACAACCCGGAGGCCGAUCCCUGGAUAUCGAGGGUUGCCAGAGUCUGUAAGGUAGAUGAAGGUGGAUCAAAAAGAUUCUUCCAGAACAUAUGGACAUCUUUCCUCAAGGCCCGGCUUGUUUGUGGGUUUCCAGACGAGUCGCUCUAUUUUAACCGCCUCCAAGAUAUAUAUGUGAUGCACGCUGACGACUGGCGCGACACCAGAGUUUAUGCCCUUUUCACAAGCAGCUGGAACUCCACUGCAGUGUGCAUCUACACAAUACAAAUGAUAGAAGAUAUAUUUGAGAACUCAACUUUCAAGGGCUACGACAAUGAGAUUCCCAAACCAAGGCCAGGAACGUGUGUGAAAAACAGCAGGACCCUGCCACUGGCCACUGUCAAUAUGGUGAAGGAUUACCCAGAGAUGACUCACUGGGUUCACUCCAUACAUUAUUCCGCUCCAUUCUAUGUAAGCGGCAACAACUAUACCAAGAUAGUAGUGGACCGUGUUCUUGCAUCAGACCAGCGCAUGUAUAACAUUCUGCUUCUGGCUACUGAUUCUGGAAAGAUCCAUAAAGUCUUAGAGGCCGGAUCAGAACCUUUCAUCAUCUCUGAAACCCAACUCUCCAGCCGAUCCAGCAUUCAAUCAAUGAAGCUUGACUCCAAAAAGAAAAAAUUGGUGGUGGGUUUUUCGGAGAAAAUUUCCAUUAUGGACCUUCAGAGGUGUGAGGAGAUCAAGUCCUGUGAUGAAUGUGUUCUGGCACGGGAUCCGUACUGUGCCUGGACGAAGUCUGGAUGCACCUCGACUGUCACUGGGGGCAUUCAAAAUGUCAUUGAUGGGAAAAGAAGUGCGUGUCCUUCACCAGUCGGAGAACAAAGACAAGGAAACCGGACCAGACGAGAGACAGUUUCACCAUUACCACUGGAUUUGGGAACGACUCUCUCGGUCCCCCUGGGUAACCCUUGCUAUCUGACCUGUCCUAUAGACUCUUACCAUGCUGUCUACACCUGGGAGCACAAUGACCAGAGGAGCCCUUGUCUGCAAAUGGAGUCCAACUGCCUGCACCUCAUUCCUAAUGUGGCACAAGAGCACUAUGGCAGCUAUCGGUGUGUUUCUGAAGAGAAAAACUACACCAAAGUGGUGAGAACGUAUCAGGUUGCACAGCAAAUAAUCCAAGACACAAAUGAAAACACUGACCGAAGCAAUACCCCUUUCUUAAGAAAUGAUGCAUCAGCUGUCGUGCUGCAGAUAGUGUGGAUCACUCUUGGACUGGCUGUAACGGUGUUGGGGAUGUUCAGAUAGGGUGUGCACCAAUGACUGUUUCAACUUUACACCCCUUACUCUUUGGAAAGCUUUUCUGUUGGUCCAGCCACAUCCUCAGGCCCUUUGUCCUUGCCAUUGCUCUCAUGCCAGGACGCAGGCAGCAUUAAAGGAAAUCCACUUUAACACCAAUAAGGCCUGCAACAGCAGGAACACUCCCACCGACAACCAAAGGUCUACAGGAACAAGCCAAGUUUCAUUUUAGAAGAGAAGCCAGAACAGGAAGAGGUUGGAGUUUUUGAGGGAGAAAGCAGCAGAGGCGGUCAGCAGCUCGAAUGAUCUGAGGGGCCCCAACAGUGCCUAAUGAUGAUCAGUCAGUGAUGUCAGCAAUGUUCAUAGAGUGAGUACAUCUCAUUCCUUUGAGAUAAGGGAAAAAAGGGGAAGGUGUAGGUUGUAAUCUGGAGGAGUUCUUUGUCAAAACAGAGGCACACCUUUAAAACGUUUUGAUCAUACAUGAAAAAGCUUCAGGUCAGAGAACCAUAGAUAGAACAGUUCACAGUAAGUAGGUGUGGUGUCGGAGAAGUAAUGUGAGAACGUGUUGAGGCCAGCUUGGUCUACUAGAGGUCAGAAAAAAAAGUAAAGUUCCUGUGGACAUUUCCUCUGUGCCCCGCUCUGGUCCACUGCUGACUGAUUAUUUGUAUCAGGGUGUUUAGGGAAGGGUGGAGGCAGCAAGGGACCCUCACUGAGUUUCCCUGUUUUGUUCAGCGCUCCCACUUGUGUAACAGUCAGUGGGGAGAGAGGCGUUUGGGAAAAUGUGCA
This is a messenger RNA of Epinephelus moara (kelp grouper), 2903 nucleotides long. RefSeq names its product semaphorin 7A (gene sema7a). Gene Ontology annotation, biological process: negative chemotaxis; positive regulation of axon extension; semaphorin-plexin signaling pathway. The coding region runs from base 156 to 2126 and encodes 656 amino acids. The transcript is spliced from 14 exons. NCBI's taxonomy places the organism in Eukaryota, Metazoa, Chordata, Actinopteri, Perciformes, Serranidae. The record is from RefSeq and is a predicted model, not a curated record. Gene Ontology annotation, molecular function: integrin binding; chemorepellent activity; semaphorin receptor binding.